GCCUGCUGGCAGUAACGACAGGCCGGGGCCCCGCCCCCCACAGUAGGGCGUGUGGCGUCACUUCCGGCUUCCUUCUGUCGGCUGGCCACGAGCUGUGAGGGGAUUCACUUGUGUGCGGAACUCCUCGGAACCAUGGCGUCCCUUUCCCUUGCACCUGUUAACAUCUUCAAGGCAGGAGCUGAUGAAGAGAGAGCAGAGACAGCUCGUCUGACUUCUUUUAUUGGUGCCAUCGCCAUUGGAGACUUGGUAAAGAGCACCUUGGGACCCAAAGGCAUGGACAAAAUUCUUCUAAGUAGUGGACGAGAUGCCUCUCUUAUGGUAACCAAUGAUGGUGCCACUAUUCUAAAAAACAUUGGUGUUGACAAUCCAGCAGCUAAAGUUUUAGUUGAUAUGUCAAGAGUUCAAGAUGAUGAAGUUGGUGAUGGCACUACCUCUGUUACCGUUUUAGCAGCAGAAUUAUUAAGGGAAGCAGAAUCUUUAAUUGCAAAAAAGAUUCAUCCACAGACCAUCAUAGCGGGUUGGAGAGAAGCCACGAAGGCGGCAAGAGAGGCGCUGUUGAGUUCUGCAGUUGAUAAUGGUUCCGAUGAAGUUAAAUUCCGUCAAGAUUUAAUGAAUAUUGCGGGCACAACAUUAUCCUCAAAACUUCUUACUCAUCACAAAGACCACUUUACAAAGUUAGCUGUAGAAGCAGUUCUCAGACUGAAAGGCUCUGGCAACCUGGAGGCAAUUCAUAUUAUCAAGAAGCUAGGAGGAAGUUUGGCAGAUUCCUAUUUAGAUGAAGGCUUUCUGUUGGAUAAAAAAAUUGGAGUAAAUCAACCAAAACGAAUUGAAAAUGCUAAAAUUCUUAUUGCAAAUACUGGUAUGGAUACAGACAAAAUAAAGAUAUUUGGUUCCCGGGUAAGAGUUGACUCUACAGCAAAGGUUGCAGAAAUAGAACAUGCGGAAAAGGAAAAAAUGAAGGAGAAAGUUGAACGUAUUCUUAAGCAUGGAAUAAAUUGCUUUAUUAACAGGCAAUUAAUUUAUAAUUAUCCUGAACAGCUCUUUGGUGCUGCUGGUGUCAUGGCUAUUGAGCAUGCAGAUUUUGCAGGUGUGGAACGCCUAGCUCUUGUCACAGGUGGUGAAAUUGCCUCUACCUUUGAUCACCCAGAACUGGUGAAGCUUGGAAGUUGCAAACUUAUCGAGGAAGUCAUGAUUGGAGAAGACAAACUCAUUCACUUUUCUGGGGUUGCCCUUGGUGAGGCUUGUACCAUUGUUUUGCGUGGUGCCACUCAACAAAUUUUAGAUGAAGCAGAAAGAUCAUUGCAUGACGCUCUUUGUGUUCUUGCGCAAACUGUAAAGGACUCUAGAACAGUUUAUGGAGGAGGCUGUUCUGAGAUGUUGAUGGCUCAUGCUGUGACACAGCUUGCCAAUAGAACACCAGGCAAAGAAGCUGUUGCAAUGGAGUCCUAUGCUAAAGCACUGAGAAUGUUGCCAACCAUCAUAGCUGACAAUGCAGGCUACGACAGUGCAGACCUGGUGGCACAGCUCAGGGCUGCUCACAGUGAAGGCAAUACCACUGCUGGAUUGGAUAUGAGGGAAGGCACCAUUGGAGAUAUGGCUAUCCUGGGUAUAACAGAAAGUUUUCAAGUGAAGCGACAGGUUCUUCUGAGUGCAGCUGAAGCAGCAGAGGUGAUUCUACGUGUGGACAACAUCAUCAAAGCGGCACCCAGGUACCCUAACACUUUUCUCAGAAAAAAUUACUAACAGCAAAACAAAAUAGGGAGCUGUAUUUAUAAUUAGAGUUAAUGAAAAGCAGAGACAGUUUUGCCUGGAUAAAAGUAUUAUGUAAGUUAUUUAAAAUAUCACAACUCUUAACACUUAAGCCAGAAGAACUUAAGGGGAAAGAGGGAUGGGCAGCUGAGGUAGCUCUCAGGAUUGAAAAGGCACAGAAAGAGCCAUGCUUGGAAAGGUCAAGUACUGAGGACAGUAGAUGCUGUGAUGCUUUCUAUUGUCUUUAAACAAUGAUAGCAAAAGGAAACUGAGUUCUGUAACUCAAGUGUUCUAGGGCAAGGUCAUAUAGCCACACCUACUCCCAGAAAUCUUCACAAUAAGUCAGUGCCCUCACCCACAAUUGAAAUACACUUAAAAAAUGUGUAAUACCUUGUUUGGUCUGAUACUGUUUUAGAGAUCAGGUAUCUUUUAUUAGCAAAUUCUGAGUAAUUUGCAGUAAAGAAACUGAAUUUUGUUUAACCCAGCCUUCCAAACCUACCAGACCAUGGGCUUCUUUUUCAUAUUCCUUAUUAAUCUCCAGAGGACUUUUUUUUCAGAUCAGUGCCCUGUGACAGCUGCUUCAUAACUCUUGACAAUGGUUAGCAUCCUAGUCCCCCUAUAAGCUACUAAGGGUGAAAAGUUUAUCUCUUUAUAUGAUCCCUGUAUAGUGCUGUCCUCUUCGAUCUGUUCUUAAGCUUCUUCAGCUUCUCUGAACUGUUGUGUUUGCCUCUAAAAGCAGUGUUUCUCAAGCUUUAGAUCCUUGAACAAGCAUUAAGUACAAAUUUACUAGUACCCUUAUCCCAUCUUUCCAAAAGAUUGUUCUAUGCCCCCUUAUUGUAUGGUCACCAAAGAAUAAAAGAUGAGAAUAGAAGGUCCUCCUUGUUGAUGGAGGUGUCUGCAGAGUCCCAAGGCAGAACAGUCCUGAUGUGGUUCAGGGCAUCACACGGAGAGGGGGCUGAGUGGCUAGCUCAGGUCUGUCUUGCUCCUCACCUGAAGCCAGCAGUCCCAUCCUAUAUAACCCAUUAGCCCAUGACAUAACUUGGUCACCUCUUAAAAGCCCAACUUCCAGUACUGCCACAUUGGGGAUUCAGUUUCAAUGUGAGUGUUAUAGGGGACACACAUGCAAACCAUUGCAGAGUUAUAACAGUUUUAAUACAGGAUUCUAGUUGUGUUUGUAUUUAGUAUAAUACUUUGGAUAAAAUCAUGCUCUUCAUUUUUCACUAUUGACUUUUUUCUUACUCUCAUAGGAAACGUGUCCCUGAUCACCACCCCUGUUAAGCAUUCCCACGUGCUCUUGAUCUUUGGACCAGUUUCUAGCAAAGUUGUGUUUGAAAGAUAGUCUAUUAAAGAAGACUGUGGAAUCUGUUUAUCGGUGCCCAUUAUAUCCUUAAGUUUGGAUAUUUAGCUGACCUUUUCUUUAACAUAGGUCUAAUUUAUUUGCCGUGUCAUUUUCCAUACAAAUCAGUUGAUUUAAAAAAGUUCAUUUCUCAUACUGUGCAUUAAAAUAAAAAUUUGAACAAUUA
Molecule: messenger RNA, 3272 nt
Organism: Symphalangus syndactylus (siamang)
Lineage: Eukaryota; Metazoa; Chordata; Mammalia; Primates; Hylobatidae
Gene: CCT2
Product: chaperonin containing TCP1 subunit 2
Biological process (GO): protein folding
Cellular component (GO): chaperonin-containing T-complex; cytosol
Molecular function (GO): ATP hydrolysis activity; ATP binding; ATP-dependent protein folding chaperone
Source: RefSeq, a predicted model, not a curated record